Molecule: messenger RNA, 1468 nt
Organism: Achroia grisella
Lineage: Eukaryota; Metazoa; Arthropoda; Insecta; Lepidoptera; Pyralidae
Product: origin recognition complex subunit 5-like
Exons: 1
Coding region: 14-1402 (462 amino acids)
Biological process (GO): DNA replication initiation; DNA replication
Cellular component (GO): nucleus; nuclear origin of replication recognition complex
Molecular function (GO): DNA replication origin binding
Source: RefSeq, a predicted model, not a curated record
UUUAAUAUACAAUAUGGAAGAAUUAUACACCAAAGUGCCUUGUAGAGAAAACCAGUUACAUGAUUUAUUCAAUUUACUCGGUGAUGACGACGAACCGUUACCGUAUUCUUUGUUUAUAAGUGGCAGUAUGGCAACGGGUAAAAGUUUGUGUGUAGAGUCUGUUAUAAAAUAUUUGGGGUACAAACAUGUUGUUGUUGAUUGUAUUGAAUGCUAUUCACAAAAACUGAUGUACGAAACCAUCAUAUCUGAACUAGAAUGCGAUUUAGAUGUAAAAUGUGACACUAUGCUAGAUUUCACUAAUGCAUUAAAUCGACUAGGAAAUAGUGCUACCCGGUAUAAACCUAUUGUGUUAGUGUUUGAUAGAGCUGAGAGACUCCGAACUAUGGAUCAGAACGUGAUGUGCGCAUUUCUAAGACUUCGGGAGUUAUGUAACUUGAAUAUAUGUACAAUUUUUGUCACGCAUCUCGUUUACGAUAACUUUUACUUCAGAAUGGGUGCCCGGGAGCCUAUAAAGAUUUACUUUCCCAAUUACAACAAAGAGGAGCUAUUUAAAAUAAUAUUUUUACAUCAAAAAUCAUUAAUUCGCCAUGUACUCAACAAUCAUGAUGUAGACGGAGCGACAAAAGAAGAACUUGAAAAACCAGAGUUAUUCGCAAACUUUCUGAAUGCAUUUCUCAGCGUGUUCUAUAGACCGUGUCGAGAUUUAAUUGAAUUACAGCAUAUGGCGCGUGUAGAUUUCAUGAAAUACUGCGAGCCUAUAAUUAAACAUGAAAUACAAGCUCAAGAUUUAUCUAAAUUAUGGAGACACAUAUCACCCAUACUGAAAACUAGUUUAGAGUUGUUAUAUUUACGUAUAAGUUCGUCAAAGGUCACAAAAUCUUCUCCAGGUAAAGAGAAUACUGACUAUGAAUGUCAAGAAAGCUAUAACUUUGAGCAUACUCUGAAAGAUGAGCUCACAUCAACAAAAACGUUUGCGCAGAGUUUUGAGUUGCCAUAUUAUGCUAAGUUCUUGCUAAUAGCAGCUUAUCUGGCUAGCUACAACCCCCCCAAGGAGGAUAAGAGGUUGUUCAUGAAGAACCAUGGCAAGCAAAGGAAGCGUUUACAGCAGGUUAAAGCAAAAGCCAAAAUAAGUGAAAAACUGAAUACACAACUCGGACCUAAAGUGUUUACACUGGAUCGUUUGCUAGCUAUAUUCUAUGCAAUAUUACAGGACAAGAUCGGUCUGACGAGCAACUUGCUAGCUCAGAUUGCGACGUUGGUAGAACUAAAACUGAUUGCGGGCAGUAAAGAGAUGGACUUGGAUGUUUCAAAGUACAAAUGUAUAGUUGGUUAUGAUUUCAUAUCGGCUGUGGCUCAAACAGUUGGGUUCAAUGUCAGAAAAUAUUUAUAUGAUUUCAUAUGACGCUUAUUAUGUUUUUGAACAGAUUUGGGAAUGAUAAUGCUCUUUUAUUUAUUGUAAUAAUUUGUG